AGAGAAAGAAAAAUCAGACGUCACAAAUAGAAGAAGCAUCCACUCCUCUCUCAUCAACACUACACAGGCUAACUGCUAUCUGCUAACAAGCUAACGGCUAACAGGCUAUCGGGCUACAUGCUCCGCCCUAAGCUUCCUCCUGCAUUCCUUUAUCAAACUUCUCCUCUGCAGAAAACCUCGGCUAAAUCCACCCCGGUGUCAGAAAUACCCCAGACCAGACCCGUUUUCCACCACUGGAGCCUCUUUUUGCAGGUCGCAGGAGGCUAAUUUGUCCGAGCAGCUAGCCUAGCCGCUAACAGUGGGCAGCAGCUAUGGAUGAACUGGUUGUGGAAGUGCGAGGGACCAGCGGGGCGUUUUAUAAGGCUUUUGUGAAGGACGUCCAAGAGAAUUCAGUCACUGUUGCGUUUGAAAACAAUUGGCAGCCGGAGCGACAGAUCCCAUUCCAUGAUGUGCGGUUUCCUCCUCCAUCAGGAGCACUCAAAGAGAUCAACGAGAGUGAUGAGGUUGAGGUUUACUCCAGAGCCAAUGACAAAGAACCGUGCGGCUGGUGGCCCGCCAAGGUCCGAAUGGUCAAAGGAGAGUUUUACGUGAUCGAGUACGCCGCCUGCGAUGCCACACUGAACGAGAUUGUGACGUUGGAGCGAUUACGACCUGUGAAUCCAAACAAAGGAGCCGCUAAGUCCACCUUCAUCAAGAUCAGACUGGACGUACCUGAGGACCUACGGCAGAUGUGCUCCAAGGAAUCGACCCACAAAGAUUUUAAAAAGGCUGUGGCGGCAUUCAAUGUCACCUACGACUCUGAGAAAAAACAACUCGUAAUUUUGUCUGUAAACGAGGUGACAACAAAGAGAGCCCAGAUGAUGAGCGACAUGCACUUCAGGAGUCUGAGGACCAAACUGUCUCUAAUGCAGAGGAAUGAAGAGGCCAGCAGACAGCUAGAGAGUUCCAGACAGCUGGCAUCCCGGUUCCAUGAACAGUUCUCAGUGAGAGAUGAUCUGAUGGGUUUGGCUAUCGGGACUCAUGGAGCAAACAUUCAACAGGCCAGAAAAGUACCAGGAGUCACCAACAUCGACCUGGAUGAAGAGACAUGCACCUUCCACAUCUACGGAGAGGAUCAGGAUGCUGUGCGUUUGGCCCGGAGUUACCUGGAGUUUUCUGAAGAUGUCAUCAAAGUGCCCAGAAACCUGGUCGGAAAGGUGAUUGGGAAGAAUGGGAAGCUGAUUCAGGAAGUGGUGGAUAAAUCCGGAGUGGUGAGAGUCCGGAUUGAACCAGAGAACGACAAAAAGCCCUCUGCCUCUGCGGCAACGGACGAGGGCAUGGUUCCGUUUGUGUUUGUGGGUACAAAGGAGGCUAUCUCUAACGCUACAGUUCUGUUGGACUACCACCUCAACUACCUCAAGGAGGUGGAUCAGUUACGGCUGGAGCGUCUUCAGAUUGACGAGCAGCUGAGGCAGAUCGGAGGAGCAGGACCAGGAACGGGACCCAGAAACUCCAAAGACAAAGUCUAUGUGUUUGACAAUGGCAACAAUGCAGGCCGAGGGGAGAGAGGGGAGAGAGGAGAGAGGGGGGAGAGAGGUCGACCCUAUGGAGGGAGGGGUCGAGGACGCAGAGGAGCAUUCACAUCAGGCACAAACUCUGAGGCAUCAAAUGCGUCAGAGACAGAGUCAGACCACAGAGACGAGCUCAGUGAUUGGUCACUGGCUCCGGCUGACGAGCUGAUGACAGGAGGCGGGACUUUGCCCAGGCGCAGUGGCGAGGGCCGGAGGCGGGGCAGUGGGGCGGGGCUACGAGGAAGAGGAGGAAGAGGAAGAGGAGGGUACAAAGGAGAGGAGCUGGCGUGGGGAGAGCCCAGACCUCGUCACAUCAGAGACCCAAAGUCCAGAGGUCCAGAGGACUCUUUACAGAUUCGCGUGGACGGAAAUGAGCGCAGCGUCCAGCACUCGUCCAGAGGAGGUGGAGCUCCGUCCCACCACCGUCCAAUCAGAGGGCUGAAGAAGGAUAAGCCAGAUGUCCCGCCACUUGUCAAUGGGGUGUCGUAGGCGCCCCCUUCAGGACACUCACGGCACUGACACAUUUAAACCAGAAACACCACAACUCCGGCUUCUCUCAGUCCACUUUACUGCCCUGGAUCUACACACCAGAAUUUUGUUAAAGCGAAUCGAAAUGACUCUUUUAUUUUAGCUUUUUUUUGGGCAGAAAGACUCUCUCACGCCCGGCACUUCCACAUGAAAUGCAACUUAAAUUUAUGAAUAAUACAUUUGGAUUUUUUUUUCGCACUUAUUUGAAACGAACUGUUGAUGCCAGAAUGGUUUAGAAAUUGUUGAAAAAAAUGACUUCUUUGUUGUAAAUCGCUCUUGUACAUGAUGAGGUCUGUAGUGUUGCCUUUAACUGAGGGUGUGUGGAAUAGCAGUUCUUGUAUUGUUACUGACUGCAGAUUUAGAACAGGCUUAGUCCAGGGAUAGACCAAGAAUAGUCAGCGAUAGUACAGGUUUAGUCCAGGGUCUGUACUUUAAACCUAUGUCUCUUAUACGGCUGUGAAUUCUUAGCAGUUUUAAUGUGUUAUUGCUGAGAAACAGAUUUUUACAUAGUGUCCAAAAUGAGUUGGGAUAUAAAUGUGAGCUUCUAGAAUGCAAAAACAGACAGCGAAAAAGCCUUAAUCUAAACAGGGACGGACCACCAGCCAAAUGCAUGGGACAAAUGUCAUACAUGUCAAUACUAUGUUCACACUGGGGUUAAAAGAAACAGGAAAUGUUGUAUUUUUUAAUUUAAUCAAACUCAAUUUAUGAACAUAUUAGCGCGUUGUACAAACAUUAAGUCGGCGCUACUUCUGUGUUCACAAUAAAAAUGCUUUAUAGACCCUUUAAAAUUUUAUUGUGUCAUCGGAAUAUCAAAAUUCUCGAAAGGAAGUAAAUUGAAAUGGGCCAUGAUACAUUUUCAAAGAUCCUAAUGAGAGGUGAUCAAACGACGUUCUGGAUUAAAUUCAGUUUGUACCAUAUUGGAUUGUUAAGUGUGAUGUCACUUCCGGGUCCAUCAGCUGAUUGAAAAUUUCUCUUUUUAACGUCAGGUUACGUUAAGAAGUGAUUGCAGUUAUUAAAAGCUAACAGUUAUAAGCAUCGAUCUAUGGUUAUAACUGAUAGGAUUAGGAUUAUUCUUACCUCAACUUCCUACACUUUCUAUGUUAUGAUAGAUUAUUACUACAUUAUUUAAAUAUUUGAUACAGUUUGUGGUUAAAUAUAUGCUUUUGAAAGGCAACUGUCAGUUGUUUGUUUUUGUUCCUUAUUCUUCAAAGUUGGAAAUAUGAUGUGAAGUUUCUGCUUGGACCUAGAAGUGACAUCAUCAUUACUUGGAUAUACAAAUACAUUUUAACAGUAUUUAUUUGGAAAACCACUACAGGCUUUUUAUGGAUAAAAAAAGCUUGUUGUGAAUAUUGAGAUGAAUAUAUUUUUGUUACCACACCUCUAAUAUUCAUUUGGCUUCUGUAGGUCAGAUCUGCAACUGAUUCGGGACCCCACAGCAAAAAGACAUUUGCACCCAUAAUAAUUUAAAGAGGAAAAACAUUAUAAACCAGGUUAAAUUGUGUUUAAUUUGAGUAGUUUUUGUAUUGUUUAAUCUCAUUUUAACAUUUGUGGUUUUCAGUGUAAACAACUUAUUAAAUACAGUGUCAUCCCAGGUUCUCUGCUGUAGUUACUCUGCCCCUCUAGUGUGAACGCAGCCUUUAACAUCAUUUUAAAGGGAAACUUUAAAUUUUUGGGCUUCAGACAAAUAAAUAAAUGAUUAAAUAUCACCUGUCCCCUCCUCCUUCAUCUGCCCCCUCCUUCCUCACAUUUAUCCCUGUGAUAUACCAGAGGAGCAGGUCAGGCUAAAAUCAUAAGACUGUAAAUGUCCCCUCCGUUUUCAAACCACAGGAAAAUUCCAGAAUGUUUCUUUAAUUUAUGGAGACUUUGUACCUUCUGCUCUGUUUUUGGGAAAUAAUUGUACUUUGAUUUCAAGCGUUACUGUAGACAAACAUAUCAGUGAUUUAAACCUGGAAACCUUAAAAUAAAAGGCUCGUGUACAGACAA
Messenger RNA from Periophthalmus magnuspinnatus, 4061 nucleotides. RefSeq names its product fragile X messenger ribonucleoprotein 1 (gene fmr1). Gene Ontology annotation, biological process: regulation of dendritic spine development; regulation of translation at postsynapse, modulating synaptic transmission; regulation of modification of synaptic structure. Gene Ontology annotation, cellular component: dendritic spine; dendritic filopodium; neuronal ribonucleoprotein granule. Bases 312 to 2039 code for a protein of 575 amino acids. The transcript has 15 exons. The record is from RefSeq and is a predicted model, not a curated record. Gene Ontology annotation, molecular function: mRNA 3'-UTR binding; translation regulator activity; protein homodimerization activity. Lineage: Eukaryota; Metazoa; Chordata; Actinopteri; Gobiiformes; Gobiidae.